GUGCGUCUUUCUCAAAUUGGUUGCCUAUUUACCCCAGAUUUCUCGUUGUCUUUCCAAGAAGCCAAGGUUUUUAGUAACCUCCACAACACCUAUCACGCAUAUUAAGUACACGCGCGCCGUCUCCCCCAUCUAUAAUCAUCAAAAAGUCGGCCUUCGGCUCCCAGAAACAUCAAUUAUCGAAUACAUCGCAACUGUUCGAUAUGCUUCCACCUCUUGCUGCUCUCGGCAUUGCUGAGACAGUCUUCUACGCGCCCAUCGCGCCGCUUGCCGUGUAUCUAGUGCACCGCAAUUGGCCCACACGCCCGAGGGUUGCGUGGUAUCCUUUUAUUCUUCUAAGCCUUAUGCGCCUUGCUGGCGGUCCAGUCAUUAUCGCUUUGGCUUAUGACUUGACGAGUGAGGGUCUCUUGAUUGCAGCUACCAUACUCCUCAAUGUCGGGGUUAUCCCGUUGCUCAUCGUAAACUUCGGUUUCGUUCUAAUUGUUAUGACUGACAACUUGAGCGACAAAAACCGCAUCCUUUCUUUCGCCAAACUCGUUCGUAUUGCCCUCCUGUUUGCCAUUAUAGUACUCGUUACUGGGAGUUCUAUGGCUACCUCGCAGCCAAAUAUCGCAAGAAUACUCCAAUUGACAGGGUACUCUGCAUUUGGCGCUAUUUUGCUUGGCCUUCUUAGUACACAGCUCGUAUUUUGGAGUCAUCGACAUGAAUACCACGCAAGCAGCCGCACAGUCUUAGGUGGUGCCCUUGUGGCAGCACCGUUUCUUAUCGCUCGAAACGUCUACGCUCUUUUAUACUAUGGUACCAACUACUACAGCUCCGUAGGCAAUGGGCUGCUCGAGUAUCAUACAUCCAUAUGGAACCCAAUAGUCGGCUCUACGGUUCUCUUCGCGCUUAUGGCUUUGUUGACAGAGUAUAUUGCGAUAUGUAUCUACUUCUACGUGGGCUUCUCCCUACCUCCUGAUCGAGGUGUUGCCGUAAAUUCUACCGAGAGGGACAAAAUAACACGAAGUGGGAGGAGAACCAGACGUUACCGUACCAGGCGCCCCCGAAAAAUAUUCACCUAAUGUGGGCUGGCGAUAAGACGAAGCCUAGCGUUGUUGCCUUUUGCCCUCGAGGCCAUGGUUUCCGAAACGUGGGCCUAGACUGCAGUAGUAUAAUUGAAAAGUUCUUUUGGCUUACAUCUCAAUGAGGGGGAUGUUAAUUGCAAUCGGCCAAGAGUGAAAUAAAGGAACUGGACGAAGGGUUAGUAAUAAUAGUAGUAUGAUGAUGAUGAUGAUGGUCAAUUUAUUAUCCAUCCCAGGUCCUUAGUGCUCCUAUGCAGACAUUUCGACUACGUGAUAAGCUGUGAUACACUCAUACGGUGCAAUAGUGAUCCUCUCGAUAUCUGGGAGGGGCAUCGGUCGGGUUGUGAUUUGACAGGCCGAGAC
Molecule: messenger RNA, 1424 nt
Organism: Truncatella angustata
Lineage: Eukaryota; Fungi; Ascomycota; Sordariomycetes; Amphisphaeriales; Sporocadaceae
Exons: 5
Coding region: 201-1061 (286 amino acids)
Source: RefSeq, a predicted model, not a curated record